Messenger RNA from Alligator sinensis (Chinese alligator), 2389 nucleotides. Its product is annotated as sodium/nucleoside cotransporter. The transcript is spliced from 9 exons. The coding region runs from base 1012 to 2091 and encodes 359 amino acids. Lineage: Eukaryota; Metazoa; Chordata; Crocodylia; Alligatoridae. Gene Ontology annotation, cellular component: plasma membrane. Gene Ontology annotation, molecular function: D-glucose:sodium symporter activity. The record is from RefSeq and is a predicted model, not a curated record. Gene Ontology annotation, biological process: sodium ion transport; transmembrane transport.
AGAUGCCUGGGUUCUGCUCUCCUCACCCCCCAUCUCUUCACCCCUCCCAGACACCUGGGCUCCUUCUUGGACACCUGGGCUCCUUCCCAAAUGCCUGAGUUGCACUUUGCCUGCCUCAGUUUCCCCUGAUGACCAGCAGGUGGGGGGGGGAGGCGAUGACCCAACUCCUGGCCCCUUUGCCUCCGCCCCAAAUUCAACACAGGAUGGGCUGUAAAGGGUUAAUCUAUCCCCCCACACUCCCAUAAUGCUUUGCAUUGAGGGCUUGCGAGGCGGGGUGUCCGUCCAGCAGCCCAGCUCAGCCUGGGGGGCGGGAGGAGGGUUCGUGCCAGGUCCUGUCACCGAGACUACGUUCAAUAAUUAAUUAUUCAUUUGCAUAAGGAAACGUGAGAGGGAAGGGGGGGUAGGCGUGUGUGUGUGUGCGUGGCCCGGACGCCUGGGUCCUCUAGGUGCAGGGGGCCGGGUGCCUGGGCUCUGCGUGCGUGUGUGUGUGUGUGUGUGUCCAUGCCUGUGCGCUCUGCCCCCAGGCCCCGCACUGGCUCCCCCUCGCCACCCCAUACUGUGUGUCCUGGGCCCCAUUCAGCCCCAAUUGUGGUGAUUCCUUGGGGGUGGGGAGGAGGCGGGGGUCCCCAGCCCCCCCCCCCCCCCAUCUCCUCCACCAUGUUAUUUAAAUUGGUUCUGACCUCCUGCCUGUACAUGUGGCCUCUUUUAAUAUAUGCGCGGCGGAAUGUGAAUAUAUUUGCAUACAUUAAAAAAUGGAGUGUAAACGAUGCGGCUGGGGCUCAUUUAUCAGUCCCUGAAUCAAUUAAGUAACGCUUGGUCCCAGGCCCCAGACUCCUGGGUUCUCUGUGGGCGGCUGGCAGCCUGGACGCCUGGGUCCCGUGCCAUGCUCUCCCUUUGCCCCUCGGGUUAAUAGCCAAUCAGGGCUCUGGCCCAUGACCAGUUGUUCAUUAACCCACUCCCAAGCGGGUCCCUGGAGCUUGGUCCCAGCCCGCAGGCGAGAGAGGAGGCAGCAUGGAGCCAGGCACCGUGGCCCCCAGCCCUGUCCUAAGCCCCUACGACAUGGGCGUCAUCGCUGCCUACUUCCUGCUCGUCGUCGGCGUGGGGCUCUGGUCAAUGUGCCGCACCAGCCGGGGCAGCGUCGGCGGGUACUUCCUAGCGGGCAGGAACAUGUCCUGGGCGCCGGUGGGCGCGUCACUCUUUGCCAGCAACAUCGGCUCCGGGCACUUCGUGGGGCUGGCAGGCACAGCGGCCGCCACCAGCCUCGCCCCCCAGCCUCUCUUCGUGGUUCUCCUCCUGGGCUGGGUCUUCGUGCCUGUCUACCUCAGUGCAGAGGUGAUCAGCAUGCCCGAGUACCUGAAGAAGCGCUUCGGGGGGCAGCGCAUCAGCCUCUACCUCUCCGUCCUCUCCCUCUUCCUCUACAUCUUCACCAAGAUCUCGGUCGACAUGUUCUCGGGUGCCAUCUUCAUUCAGCAGGCCCUGGGCUGGGACAUCUACUUGUCUGUCAUCGCCCUCCUCAUCAUCACCACCAUCUACACCAUUACAGGGGGGCUGGCGGCCCUGAUGUACACGGACGUGGUACAGACCUUGGUCAUCGUCACCGGUGCCUUCGUCCUCAUGGGCUUCGCCUUCUGGGAGGUGGGGGGCUACACAGGGUUGGUGGCCGGCUACAUGGAGGCCGUGGCCCAGCCCCCUGCCCCGGCCACCCACAACGUGUCGGCCGCCUGCUACCGCCCGCGGCCAGACGCCUUCCACCUGCUGCGCGACCCUGUGAGCGGGGACCUGCCCUGGCCCGGGCUCCUGGUGGGGCUCACCAUCAACGCGGGCUGGUACUGGUGCACCGACCAGGUGAUCGUGCAGCGGUGCCUGGCCGGGCGGUCGCUGGUGCACGUCAAGGGUGGCUGCAUCCUCUGCGGGUACCUCAAGAUCCUGCCCAUGUUCCUCAUGGUGCUGCCCGGCAUGAUCAGCCGCGUGCUCUAUCCAGGUAGCCCCGCCUCCUGGGCCUGGCCCCACCCCCCUCUGCCCACCCAGGGACGCCUGCCCAAGCCUGGGCUCUGUCUGGUGCCCCUUCCUGGCUCCACCCACACUCACUAGCCACGCCCCUUUGCUAUAACCCCCUCCCAUUCAAAGCCACGCCCACUCCAUGGGCCUCCUCCUUAUGGCUAUGCCUCUCUCCUAGCUCCUCCUGCUCCAGGUAGCCAUCCUUCCGCUCCUCCUAGCCACACCCACUCCUAGCUCUGCCCACCCUAAAAAGAAACCACGCCCACUGCUAGCUCCACCCACACACCCCGUCUCCUGGUCUCCUAGCUCUUCCCAGCCUCCAUAGCCACACCCACUCCUGGCUCCUCCCCUUUCCCAUAGCGGUGCCCGCAACUGGCUCCUCCCACUCCCC